Triticum turgidum subsp. durum (durum wheat) is the source of this 1047-nucleotide messenger RNA. NCBI's taxonomy places the organism in Eukaryota, Viridiplantae, Streptophyta, Magnoliopsida, Poales, Poaceae. The record is from the annotation of a GenBank genome assembly.
AUGGUCUCCAGCGCCCGUAGUUCCGGCGGCAUGGCUCACUCGGCUUCCAACAGCGCCGGAAGCGCCGGUUCCCCCUCCGGCGGCAUCGGGCCCGGCAAGGGGGUUGCGGCGGCGGCCGCCACGACCUCGGCGUCAGCGUCCACGCCGGCCAGCGGGAGCACCGUUGCCCGCCGCCUCAAUGAUCUCGAAAUUCAGGGAGAUGACCCGCCAUCGUCGCAGCCCGUUGCUAGCAAGAAGAAAAAGAAAGGAACACGCGUAGUAGGUCCCGACAAAGGUAACCGUGGAUUGCGCCAAUUCAGUAUGAAAGUCUGUGAGAAAGUUGAAGGCAAAGGGAGAACAACCUACAAUGAGGUGGCAGACGAACUUGUAGCUGAGUUUGCAGAUCCAAAUAGUAAUAUUGGGUCACCAGAUCCUGAUAAUCCCAACACACAACAAUAUGAUGAGAAAAAUAUACGAAGAAGGGUUUACGAUGCACUAAACGUCCUGAUGGCUAUGGAUAUUAUAUCUAAAGAUAAAAAGGAAAUUCAGUGGAAGGGCUUACCCCGAACAAGUUUGAGUGAUAUUGAUAAAUUGAAGACUGAGGUCAUUGGGCUGAAAGGUAGAAUUGACAAGAAAAGUGCAUAUCUGCAGGAAUUACAAGAUCAAUAUGCGGGCCUCCAAAAUUUGGUAGAGCGAAAUGAGCAGCUAUAUGGUUCGGGAGAUGCUCCAUCUGGCGGAGUGGCCCUGCCAUUCAUAUUGGUUCAGACACGUCCUCAUGCAACUGUCGAAGUGGAGAUAUCAGAAGAUAUGCAGUUGGUGCAUUUUGAUUUCAAUAGCACUCCGUUUGAGUUGCACGAUGAUUCCUUUGUAUUGAAAGCAAUGGGGUUCUCUGGUAAAGAAGAAACUGACGGUACAGUGGCUCUGGUUGCAAAUGCGGUUGAAUGCUCAAGUGCAUCAAAUGUUUAUGGGCGUCGAUCACCACAACCUGCAAGGCCAAAUGGAAUUAGGCUACGAACCUCACCUCCUAUUCCAGGGAUACUGAAAGGGCGUGUCAAGCAUGAACACUAG